AUGGCAGCCGCUGCUGCUUCCGCAGCUGCGCUCGACCCGAGCGCCGGCGCAAAAAACACCCUCAAACUCGAAAAUACCGAGAAGAGAGAUACCCUUAUCGCUAUCGAGAAGAAAUACCAGGCGCAAUGGAAGGAGAACAAGGUUUUCGAGGUCGAUGCUCCCUCCUUCGCAGAGGUUCCUGAGGGCUCCAUGUCCGCCGCGGAGCUUCGUGAGAAGUAUCCCAAGUUCUUCGGAACCAUGGCUUACCCCUACAUGAACGGUACCCUGCACGCAGGUCACAGUUUCACUGCCAGUAAGGUCGAGUUCAUGGCCGGUGUUGCCCGCAUGGAUGGUAAGAGGGCUCUUUUCCCCCUGGGUUUCCACUGUACCGGUAUGCCUAUCAAGGCGUGCGCGGAUAAGCUUUCCGAUGAGGUCAAGAAAUUCGGACAGAACUUCGAGGGCUACAAGGAAGAGGCUGAGGAGGAGGAGAAGGCCCCUGCUGCCCCCACCCAGGAAGUCAAGAACGAGCAACAGGAGAAGUUCUCCGGAAAGAAGAGCAAGGCCGCCGCCAAGACCGUGAAGAUGAAGUACCAGUUCCAGAUCAUGUUGGCGAUCGGUAUUCCCUUGGACGAAAUCCACAAGUUUGCCGACGCUGGUUACUGGCUCCACCACUUCCCUCCCCUGGCCAUCCGUGAUCUUGACAGCCUUGGCGCCAGAAUUGAUUGGCGUCGUCAGAUGGUCACCACUGAUGCGAACCCCUACUACGAUGCCUUUGUGCGCUGGCAGAUGAACCGUCUCCAUGAGCUCGGUAAAAUCCAGUACGGUAGCCGGUACACUAUCUAUUCCCCCAAGGACGGACAGCCUUGCAUGGACCACGACCGGACCAAGGGUGAAGGUGUCGGACCCCAGGAAUAUACCGCUAUGAAGCUGAAGGUGAAGGAAUGGGCCCCACAGAUUGCCGAGAUCGUCAAGGGCAAGAUCGAGGAGGAUGCCAGUGUGUACUUUGUUCCUGCUACUCUGCGCCCAGAGACGAUGUAUGGCCAGACUUGCUGCUUCCUCGGCCCUAAGAUCAACUAUGGUAUCUUCAAGGUGAAGGAAAAGGAAUACUACGUUUGCACAAAGCGGGCCGCAUGGAACAUGGCUUUCCAGGGCACUUUCUUUAGCAGUGACAACUUCCCCAAGACUCAGGAUCAGUUACCGAUCGUCGCGGAGGCUCCAGGAUCCGCCUAUGUUGGUACACUUGUUAACGCUCCGCUCUCACUCCACACCGAAGGUGUGCGAAUUCUGCCUAUGGAGAGCGUUUCUGCCAGCAAGGGUACCGGUGUCGUCACCUCUGUGCCUUCUGACAGCCCUGAUGAUUAUGCUACCUUGGCUGAUCUUGCCAAGAAACCCGAGUACUAUGGAAUCCAGAAGGAGUGGGCCGAGCUGGAGAUCUUCCCUCUCAUUGACACCCCAACUUAUGGCAACCUUACUGCCCCUGCCCUUGUUAAGCAGCUGAAGAUCAACUCUCCUAAGGAUGUUACCCAACUGGCAAAGGCCAAGGAAUUGGCAUACAGUGAAGCCUUCUACAAGGGUACUAUGGUCGCUGGUGAAUACAAGGGUGAGCCUGUGAGCGCUGCUAAGGACAAGAUCCGUAAGGCCCUUUACGAGAGCGGUGAUGCUUUCCCCUUUGCCGAUCCCAUGGGAGAGGUCGUCAGCAGAAGCGGGGAUGACUGUGUAGUUGCGUACCUCGGUCAAUGGUUCCUGAACUACGGAGAGAACGACGCCAAGUGGCAAAAAGACACACUGAACCAUGUCGUGAACACCCUCAACACAUACACCAACGAGACCAAGCAUGGCUUCGAGAAGAACCUUGACUGGCUCAACCGCUGGGCUUGCGCAAGAACCUAUGGUUUGGGCUCUAAGCUGCCAUGGGAUCCUCAAUUCCUCGUCGAGAGUCUGAGUGACAGUACCGUAUACAUGGCCUACUACACAAUUGCCCACUUGUUGCACGGUGACCGCUACGGUCAGACUCUCGGUCCCUUGAACGUGAAGGCUGAGCAGAUGAUCGACGAGGUCUGGGAUUAUGUAUUCACAAGACGUGAGCUUAGCGACGAGCUGAUCUCGAAGAGCGGAAUUAGCAAGGAAGGUUUGCAGCAGAUGCGCAGAGAAUUCGAGUACUGGUACCCGUUGGAUGUUAGAGUUUCCGGAAAGGACCUCAUCCCGAACCACUUGACCUUCUUCCUUUACAUCCACGUUGCGCUCUUCCCACCGGAGUAUUGGCCUCGCGGUGUUCGCGCGAACGGACACUUGCUUCUUAACGGCGAGAAGAUGAGCAAGAGCACUGGUAACUUCCUCACACUGAAGGACAGUGUUGACAAAUUCGGCGCUGACGCUACCCGUAUUGCGUUCGCCGACGCCGGUGAUGGUAUCGAGGACGCUAACUUCGAUGAGACCGUUGCUAACAGUAACAUUCUGAGACUGCAUACCCUCAAGGAAUGGGUUGAGGAGAUUUCCAAGGAUGAAACCCUGCGCACUGGCCCCGCUGAUGCAUUCUGGGAUAAGAUUUUCAACAACGAGAUGAAUGGAUUGGUUCGUGAGGCCCGGAAGCACUACCAAGACACCGACUUUAAGCUCGCCUUGAAAUCUGGUCUGUACGACCUGGUUAGUGCCCGUGAUGCCUACCGUGAGGCCUCGACAUCAGCCGGUGUUGGUAUGCACCGUGAUGUGAUCCUGCGCUACAUCGAGCUGCAAGCCCUCAUGCUUGCUGUCAUUGCUCCUCACUGGGCCGAAUACGUUUGGCUCGAGAUCCUGAAGAAGCCCGAGUCUAUUCACCACGCUCGCUUCCCCGAAGUUCCCGAGCAAUCACCGGAGCUGACAGCCAUCAGCACCUAUGUCCGGGCCACUUCCUCCAGCAUCACCUCUGCUGAGUCUCAGCUCGCCAAGAAGGCUUCCAAGGGCAAGAGCGCUGGCUACGACCCCCGCAAGCCCAAGAAGCUCACAAUCUACGCUGCCAAGAAGUACCCCUCGUGGCAGGAGAAGUACAUCGACCUGGUCCGCGAGGCCUUCGAUGGUCUCAACCUCUCCAUCAACGACAAGGAGCUGAACGCCAAGGUCGGCAAGAUGGGCGAGAUGAAGAAGGCCAUGCCUUUCGUCCAGACCCUCAAGAGACGUCUUAUCCAGAGCCGCGAGGAGCCCGAGACCGUCUUUAGCCGGAAGCUGCCGUUCGAUGAGUUCGCCGUCCUCAAGGAGAUGCUCGUGAACUUGCAAAAGACAACAGGCUGCAAGGUGAUUGAGAUCAUCGCUGUUGAAGAGGGUGGCAAGACCGGUGAGGUCGUUGGCUCCGGUGAAAAGAGAGAGGGUCUCACGGCCGAGAACGCCGUCCCUGGUCAACCCACUUUCCAAUUCACCAACAUCGAAGAGAGUAACUGA
Messenger RNA from Aspergillus bombycis, 3390 nucleotides. RefSeq names its product leucine--tRNA ligase CDC60. The record is from RefSeq and is a predicted model, not a curated record. Lineage: Eukaryota; Fungi; Ascomycota; Eurotiomycetes; Eurotiales; Aspergillaceae. The coding region runs from base 1 to 3390 and encodes 1129 amino acids. The transcript has 4 exons. Gene Ontology annotation, molecular function: aminoacyl-tRNA deacylase activity; ATP binding; leucine-tRNA ligase activity. Gene Ontology annotation, biological process: leucyl-tRNA aminoacylation.